GUUAGAAAUUAGUGUAGUGCUAAUCGUUGUGCAAUAAAGACUUACUUACUAAAUAAUUUUUAAAAAUUGUAAUUUAAUACUAUUUAAUCAAUAAACCAUGAUAAGUGACAACGAUAAAGCACUAGUUUGUGCUUCGUUUAUUGUUAUGUGUGGCGAAUAUUUAAAAAAUAAAAAAAGUGUCAAAAGUCCAAAGAAGAGAAGGUGGUGGAUGACGACAAUACAUCAAAGUCGUAACAAGUACAAUGCAACAAAUCUCAUAGAAGACCUAAGACGAGAACUAUCCGGUAAAUUUGAAAACUUUUGCAGGAUGUCGGCCAUUGACUUUGAAUAUUUACUUAGUAAAAUUGGACCAGUUAUAAAAAAAAACGAUACAGUUAUGAGAGAAGCAAUUCCUGUACAAGAAAGGUUAGCAGUAACACUCAGGUUUUUGGCUUCCGGUGAUAGUUUUCGAAGUUUAUCUUAUUUAUUUAAAUUUUCUUCCCAAACUGUUUCCCGGUGCGUGUUUGACGUUUGUAACGCAUUGAUAGAUGUACUUAAGGAUGAAAUCAAAGUAAGAUUUUAA
Messenger RNA from Rhopalosiphum padi (bird cherry-oat aphid), 562 nucleotides. RefSeq lists its product as uncharacterized. The coding region runs from base 98 to 562 and encodes 154 amino acids. NCBI's taxonomy places the organism in Eukaryota, Metazoa, Arthropoda, Insecta, Hemiptera, Aphididae. The transcript has 3 exons. The record is from RefSeq and is a predicted model, not a curated record.